This is a messenger RNA of Funneliformis mosseae, 338 nucleotides long. The record is from the annotation of a GenBank genome assembly. Lineage: Eukaryota; Fungi; Glomeromycota; Glomeromycetes; Glomerales; Glomeraceae.
GUAAGAUUAAUGAUAAAAGUUAUCAAAGGUCUGUUAUAGAAUUAGAACGGGAUAUGAGAUACAUGUGCGAAAGACUUGGGUUAAUAAUAACCAUGUAUGACCUUAAAAAGAAGAUUGAUUAUAAAUUUGAGGAUCCCGAAUUAGAAACUAACUUUACUAUCACUGAAUUUAUUUCACGAAGUAUUAAAUAUAGGGGUCAAGAACCAUUAUCUUCUCAUUUGACAUUUGAAACUUCACAGGGCUCAUUACACCGUAAAUUACGUAAAAAAGAUUUCCCAGAAGAGAUUGUCAAUGACGGUUGUAGUACACCUGAAUUAACCGAUUCCAAUCUGGAAUAG